Molecule: messenger RNA, 3390 nt
Organism: Chaetomium globosum CBS 148.51
Lineage: Eukaryota; Fungi; Ascomycota; Sordariomycetes; Sordariales; Chaetomiaceae
Exons: 1
Coding region: 1-3390 (1129 amino acids)
Molecular function (GO): ATP binding; ATP-dependent chromatin remodeler activity
Source: RefSeq, a predicted model, not a curated record
AUGGCUCAAACAGCCAAGGUAUUGGAUGACGAUGACACUGCGUCAUCGAUUGAUGGAAACACGCCCUCCAAUGUAAACACCCUGGGGAAACGCAAAGCGACAACCGACUUUGAAGAAAAGGUCACUUGGACCGACGAGGAAUCCGACCAUGGCGAAAGCCUCAAACGGCAACCAUCCGCCAAGCGCCGGGCCAUUUCCAAAGGAAAGCAACCGGCGAGGAAGGGCGCCACCGGCAAAACCAAACCGUCCAAGAAGCGAGCCGGCGACUUGCGGGCUUGGGUCAACGACGUCGACGAGUCGAGCGCCCAGGAGGAGUUCGCCGAUGCCAGCGUGCCGGGAUACCUGCUGCAGCGCAGAAAACAGUUUGACCAGGACAGGGCGCGACUGCGCGAUGCGGGCUUGAAGCUGCCCCCGGACUACUCCGACAUCUACUUCUCCGACGAUGACGGCGGCCAGCACCCGACGCCGAGGCUCAACGAGCGGCCGCAGUUUGAAGAGAGGACGGGCAUCAAGCCGUGUCGACCGUACGAGGAUAUCGAGCUCGAGUACUCGGCGGGCGUCAUACCGGCGUCCAUUGCCCAGUACCUCCGCGACUAUCAGAUUGCGGGCGUCAAAUUCCUACAUGAGCGGUUCGUUUAUCAGAAGGGUUGUAUUUUGGGUGAUGAUAUGGGUUUGGGGAAGACGGUGCAGGUGGCCGCGUUUCUUACCGCUGCCUUUGGGAAGACGGCCGGGGAGCGAGAUGCGAAGCUGAUGAGGAAGAUGCGGCGCGCCGGCGAUCAGUGGUAUCCCCGCGUCUUGAUUGUUUGCCCUGGCUCGUUGAUCCAGAACUGGAAGAACGAGUUGCAUCGCUGGGGGUAUUGGCAUGUGGAUACCUACCAUGGUGCGGGCAAGGAAGAUGUUCUGCAAGCUGCCAAGGCUGGGCGACUCGAGAUCAUGAUCACAACGUACACCACCUACAAGAAGAUGCGCGAGGCUGUCAACGAAGUCGAGUGGGACUGCGUUGUCGCCGAUGAGUGCCAUGUUCUUAAGGAUCGGAGAUCCGAGACGACCCAGGCCAUGGACUGCGUAAAUGCUCUCUGCCGGAUUGGUCUAACUGGCACGGCCAUCCAGAACAAGUAUGAGGAGCUGUGGACACUCCUGAACUGGACAAACCCCGGCCAUUUCGGGACUCGGGCGGAGUGGGGGAACACCAUCACCAAACCUCUCACCGUCGGCCAGUCUCACGAUGCUACUCUGAAGCAGCUCAGCAUUGCCAGGACGACGGCCAAGAAGCUAGUUCAGAACCUGCUUCCGGAGUUCUUUCUGCGGCGGAUGAAGACGCUCAUCGCCCACCAGCUGCCUAGGAAAAGUGACAAGGUCGUGUUUUGUCCUCUUACUGAUAUCCAACGCGAGGCCUACCAGAACUUUCUCGAGGGAGAGCACGUCACGUUUGUCAACUCAGCAUCCGAGCCCUGUGACUGCGGUUCGGGUCGCAAGAGUGGCUGGUGCUGCAACAAGACGCUCCCUGACGGGAAGUCGUGGAUGAAUGUCGUUUUCCCAAGCAUCAUGACGUUGCAGAAAAUAUCCAACCACAUCACGCUGCUGAUCCCGUCGUCUGCCGAUCCAAAUGACAAGCAGAACUCGGAGCUUAAUGCGCUCCAGACCUGCAUUCCCGAUGAUUGGAAAGAGCUUUAUCGAAACCGAGACUCCAUGCUGAAUCUAGCCAACUCCGAAUUUUGCGGGAAGUGGAAGAUUCUGAAGAAGCUGCUGCGCUUCUGGCACGAAAACGGAGACAAAGUCCUCGUCUUUUCGCACAGCGUCCGGCUCCUGCGUAUCCUCCAACACCUGUUCCACAAUACGAGUUACAAUGUGAGUUUCUUGGAUGGCACACUGAGUUACGAAGAACGCCAGAAGGUGGUGGACGACUUCAACUCGGACCCGUCGCAGUUCGUGUUCCUUAUCUCAACCAAAGCCGGCGGCGUGGGCCUGAACAUCACGUCGGCCAACAAGGUCGUGAUUUUUGACCCGCACUGGAACCCCGCGUACGACCUCCAGGCCCAAGAUCGCGCGUACCGCAUCGGCCAAGUCCGCGACGUGGACGUCUUUCGCCUCGUCUCAGCGGGGACCAUCGAAGAGAUCGUCUACGCGCGCCAGAUCUACAAGCAACAGCAAGCGAACAUCGGCUACAACGCGUCCAACGAGCGGCGUUACUUCAAGGGCGUUCAGCAAGACAGUACUCGAAAGGGUGAGAUCUUUGGUCUCAGCAACCUCUUCAGCUUCCACGGCGACCAGGUCGUCCUCCGGGAGAUUGUCAACAAGACCAACAUCGCCGAAGCCAAAGCGGGCGUCCACCUCACCGACAUCGACCUCGCCAAGAUGGCCAAACCCGACGAGGGCUCCCCCGACGACGACGACGAUGACGAACUCACGCUGAUCAAACCCGAACCGAGCGACGGCGGCGACGACGACGAACAAGGCAUGAGUCAGCUCGCGAAGCUCAUCACCGCAGAAAACCGAGAGGACCUGGUGCGCGCACGACGGGUCACUAAGCCCAAGAGCGACGCCAUCGCUGGCAUCCUAGCGUCGGCGGGGGUCGAAUACACGCACGAAAACUCCGAGGUUAUUGGCACUAGCCGUGUGGAGGCCCAGCUCUCGCGCCGCGCGGAACUCGCUCCGGCAGCAGACGGUGGCGCGGACGAUAGCGUGUUGUUCGCGGACAGCCAGGGUGAUGAUCAUCAUCCUCGCCACCAACAUAGCACAACAUCCGAUACUACAGCUACAACUGGGCGUGGGACUGGGAGUGGCACUGGGGGUAGGACUGGGGUCGCAGGCGGCGGCGGUGGCUGGGAGGGGCGCGCGCACUGGCGGUUUAAUCCACCGGUGGAGGUCAUGCGACGGCAAUUCUGCUCGAUGGCGAGGGAGCUUGGGUUUGCGGACGUCACUGAGUUUGCGCUGGUGGUCGAGAGCUGGACACAGGAGCAGAGGCGCAAUUGCCUCGAUACGUUUUACCGCGCGAGAGAGGUGAGGCUGCUGGGGCGGCUGGUGAAGGGGGAGGGAGCGGACCAGGGUAGUGAGAAGGUGAAGGGACAGGAGCCUGAGGAAUCGACACCAGGCACGGGGUUGACGUCGCGUCCGGGGUCAGGGCUGGGAUCGGAGAGAAACCGUGAUGUAAGGAAGAGAGAGGUGGUGAAGAAGAAUGAGGCUAAUCCUGCUACGAAGGGUGAAGGUGGCGGCGAGGAGGGGAUCGGGAUGAGGGGGGAGAGUGUGAAUCUGCCUGUUCAGUCGCCGCCAUUGGCGGAGGUGGGGGAAAUACAGGGAAAAAUGGAGAACGCAGAGAAGACGGCCAAGUCAGAGAUAACGAGGGUACCGACGAUAUUCCUGUCCGAUGAUGACGAGGACGACGAACUUUGA